Microbotryum saponariae is the source of this 1819-nucleotide messenger RNA. Lineage: Eukaryota; Fungi; Basidiomycota; Microbotryomycetes; Microbotryales; Microbotryaceae. The record is from the annotation of a GenBank genome assembly.
AUGGACGGCACGAUGGAUUUCUUGUUCAGUCCCGUCUCAACCGCCAACGCGAUGCCGGGUCUUUCUACGUCCAAUCAGUCUGCGCGUGGCCAGUAUCCCAAUCCCAGCUGCUGUUCAACAUUCGAUCAACGAUCUUCAGGCUCCACCACCGAACAAUUACGGCCGUCUCCGACCUCCGCCGGCGCUCGCAAGGAAUUCCUACCCGCAGGUGCUCGUAUUCCUUAAGGCAUGAUCGAGCGCGUGCAACGCAAGCCGCCUAAGCGCUAUAUCCUCAAGGAAGAGAAAGAAGGACCGUCAUCGUGCAUUUGAGCAGAUGCUUGCCGUGCCUUCAUGGAAUGGUACUAUUACGAAGAGAACAUCCAGCUGAGCGAUUCCAACGCGUCACCCAGUCAAAGGUCGUCAGCAAAAGAAGGGCGCUGAGCACGUGGGACACCUUCCGGACGAGCCAGUACUUCUGGAGAAACUAGCCAACAAUGAUGGUAUUGAUCGUAAGCAGAUUACAAACCUUCCUCGUUGCCGUGUUGAAGUGCUCUGAAUAGCCUGAUUGCUGCUAUUCCUACUCCCCAGUCCCAGUCAGCCUGAUAGAAUGGCAACCGAUCGCCAGCGAGUUGUGGACUCGGAUCAACGCGACAGAAAGCGGGCGAGCCGAGUGCGAGGACAUCCCGGCGCUGGAGCAAGAUACGACAGCCAUAGGUGCCGAUGAUGUGGACAACUCUGUAUCCACUAUUGCCUUCACGUAACCCUGUACAGCGGCGGUGUCUGACAAGGCAGCUGCACAAGCUUAUAAAGAACUUGCCUCACAAUGCCAAGAUACUGUGAGUUGAGCUUCUUGUGGAGUCUCUUCAUGUCUGUUCAACACGCUUACUUACACAGUGUGCUUCUUAGAGCGCCUACUAUUCGUUGAACUUCCAAAUCGAGACAUUCGCUGUGAUCGGCUCCAGCUGUGUGGAGCGCAAGGAAGGUCGCGCCUCCCGGUGUUCCGCUGGGGCAGAGGCUUUCUCUGAACGCAUGGGCUGGUUCGGAACCGACCAGGAACUUGAUAUAGUCAAGCGCUUCACCAAAGUCGUAACUGGCCAUGCUGCAUUCGAGGAGUCAGUGAAUGGACCAAUCCAGCUAGGUGCGCGGUGGAGAUUCCGACUUGACCACGCGCUUUGACUAUGCUCCCUGCCCUCUUCGUUCUUGCUGACCCUUGCGUGCCAUCUACUCCACUGCAGUCUGGGCCGGCGACGUUUACGACAAGAAAUUGACAUUUCGAGAUCUCAGCAUCUAGUACCGUCAAUUGGUGCAGCAAGCGUUUGGUGAGUGCUGUUUGUCGCGUCGCUUCCCGUGUCGGACCGAUUCCGUUCGAUCUGGACUCUUGACCCUGAUCCCUUUCUGCCCUCUCUCGACUAUUUCGAUAGCCGGUGCACUCCAAACACAACGGGCUCAAGAAGGCGUUGGCAUGCCAAGCAACCCGAAGACUUGGUUCAACAGGCCGAAACUUCUUUCUCAAUACAAGAUGAUUGUCCAUGUUAACGGGGGGUUUGCGCCUUGGCGAUUUCCGCUCCCCGACUGGCUCACCCAAUACGAUGAAAAUGGUGGUUCAAGAACGCUUUGGCGCAUCAGCAACGUAUCACACUCGUUAUUACUAACCGAAUGUAAUGUAGCUAUACCAUACACUCAACGCGAAGAAGCCAUCUCUUGGUCUGAUCAGUCACAAGCAUCUGCAACGCACUUCACUCGGGAGGGAUCAUUCGAGACGUGCGGACCGUCUCACAAAGGGGCGCAAGUACUCAGAAACACCAGAGCGAUCAUUGUAGCUGCCAAGACUACUACGUAA